This is a messenger RNA of Coccinella septempunctata (seven-spotted ladybird), 701 nucleotides long. RefSeq names its product protein CutA homolog. NCBI's taxonomy places the organism in Eukaryota, Metazoa, Arthropoda, Insecta, Coleoptera, Coccinellidae. Bases 130 to 546 code for a protein of 138 amino acids. Gene Ontology annotation, biological process: response to metal ion. Gene Ontology annotation, molecular function: copper ion binding. The record is from RefSeq and is a predicted model, not a curated record. The transcript is spliced from 2 exons.
AUUAGUAUUCUGUGAUUAUUCUUCUAUGUAGUCUGUGGAAAACUGGGAAAUAAAAAUAAAAUUUCAAUUUGUUGAUUAUGCAUGUAAUUACAAAAAAAACCACACAUCUCUUUUAAUAACAGUGAUCAGAUGUUGUUUCGAUCGUCAUUUCUGCUAACAACAUUUUUACUGAGUAUCCCCAAAAGGUCGAAUUUUGCAAUGGGAGAAAUCUCGAAUUCAACAGGCCUAAGUGGUAUUCAUUCAGUUGCUUACGUAACAACUCCAAGUGAGGACGUAGCAAAAAAGUUAGCCCAUGGUCUUGUAACGGAAAAGCUGGCUGCAUGUGUCAAUAUCGUACCAAAAGUUACAUCAGUUUAUUUUUGGGAGGGUAAAGUCAAUGAAGACAACGAAGCUAUGAUGAUUAUUAAAACUAGAACAAGUAAAGUUGAUGAAUUAACAGACUAUGUUAGGAAAAACCAUCCGUAUAGUGUUUGUGAAGUUAUUUCGAUGAAAAUAGACAAUGGAAAUGAGCCUUAUUUGAAAUGGAUCAGUGAGAAUGUACCAUAAGUACAUUAGAAGGAUAGUAUAAUCUACUUCAUGUUGCUAUCCAGUGUAUAAUGAGAUUUGUAAAUUAUAUUAUUCAAUAUAUACUUUACGUUUUGAUGAGAAAUGUAGCUUUAGUAAUUAUUAGAUAGUUUGGGAAAUAUAUACUUUUUUCAGUA